CGCGCUCUGCACCGAGGCGAGAGGGAGGGAAACUCCGGAGUGGAGACAAAGCAGCGGGAGCGGGAACAUCCGGGUCAUUCGCGCGGCCUCGAUCCGGGACACGCGCGGCGGCGGCGGCUCUCGAGGGACUCUGAAUAUGUCUGGCAUAGCUCUUAGCAGACUUGCACAGGAGAGAAAAGCCUGGAGAAAAGAUCAUCCAUUUGGAUUUGUAGCAGUACCUACGAAAAACCCAGAUGGCACAAUGAAUCUAAUGAACUGGGAGUGUGCUAUUCCAGGAAAGAAAGGGACACCAUGGGAAGGAGGCUUAUUUAAACUACGGAUGCUUUUCAAGGAUGACUAUCCUUCUUCACCCCCAAAAUGUAAAUUUGAGCCUCCGUUAUUCCACCCCAACGUGUAUCCUUCAGGCACAGUGUGUCUCUCCAUCUUAGAAGAGGAUAAGGACUGGCGGCCAGCAAUCACAAUUAAACAGAUCUUGUUAGGAAUACAAGAACUUCUAAAUGAACCAAAUAUUCAAGACCCAGCUCAAGCAGAGGCUUACACAAUUUACUGCCAAAACAGAGUGGAAUAUGAAAAGAGGGUUCGAGCACAAGCCAAGAAGUUUGCACCAUCAUAAGCAUAUGUCAUGCAGCAUCUUAAAAAGGAAGGGAUUGGUUUGGCAAGAACUUGUUUACAAAACUUUUGCAAAAUGUAAUGUUGCUAUGUACAAUUAAUACCCACAUAAGGGGAGGGGGUUGUAUGUGUGCCAUUUUCCAUAUUUGCCAGUUGUAUACAGUUCUAAAUUUGCUGAAUUGCCCCCAGUUUUUUCAUACAGGGUCUCUUCCUUCAGUCUUUUGUAUUUUUGAUUGUUAUGUAAAACUUGCUUUUAUUUUAAUAUUGAUGUCAGUAUUUCAACUGCUGUAAAAUUAUAAACUUUUAUACUUCUAUAAAUUCACUAGUAUCUCUAGUUACUUUGCUAUCUGAUGCAGGCAUGCUUUAAAAUGUUAGAACUAUAUUUAGCCUCUAGCUGGCUGUAUGAAAAAAAAAUCAUGCCCUCCACCCCCUUCCCUCCCCGAAUUUGUUUUUUUCUAUCUUUCAGAAACUAGGUUGUUAUUGCUUAAGAGCCUCUGAGAUCCAAAGGUAGCCAGCAUCCUUAUUCUGCAUCACUUUCUUUGUGUUUAUAUGGCAUUCUGUCUGUGUUGCUGUUUAGAGUAAAUAAACUGUUUAUAUAAAGGGCUUUGUUUCAUUUAUCUUCAUUAAAAUUAUUAAAAGGCUGCCAUUUAAAUGGCUCUGAACCCAAUUCAGUGCAAGUCCUGUUUUUAAGGCCUGUGAUGCUGCAUUUACCUUUUAUUUAGAUGUUGGCUUCAUUUGUUUUGCGUGUCCCUGACCCUGAGCAGGUAUGUGGCCCUUCCUUUGGGCCGUGUGUGGUAACAGCACCAAGUCAGUUCUGAUCAGUUCCUUAGGCAGAGACCAAUUACUGUGCAUAAUGGGAUCAGCAUACUGGUGUCACCAUGUUAAUAUAAAAUUAUGCGAGCUUUAGACUGAUACGAGCAAUAAUAGAAGUUGACCAAGGAAUGCUGAGGAUUUUUAAUGGUGCUUGUUUAUCAGAAAUAAUUUUGCGCCUUUUUCAAUAUGCUAAUGCAUAUAGCUUCUAGGGAAAGGAUGUGCUGUAUGCAAUUACAGUUUCCUUCUGUAAAGGAAAUCUGUUAAAUUAUGUAAGUUAUUUUCAUGUAUGUGAAGCUGAUAUGCCUUCUAUUAAACUUUCACUGCUUUUAUUUUAAUUGUAUUUUUAAGUCAAAAUCAUUCUGCAAAACAAAAAAAAAGUGAAAAGCUUUGUUCCAUCUGAGCUUAGUUUAUUCAGUGCUUUUAUUAAAAAAUGACUACUGCUCAGCACUUAAAUCUAAGUUACAGAGCUCUGUUCGCAGAUCUGUUUUGCUUCUCUGCAGUUGACUGCUAUAGCUUUAUAAAAUAAAAGCAUUCCCCCAGAUUACAGUA
Messenger RNA from Cinclus cinclus, 1971 nucleotides. It is a transcript of the gene UBE2I, whose product is annotated as ubiquitin conjugating enzyme E2 I. Gene Ontology annotation, molecular function: SUMO conjugating enzyme activity. Lineage: Eukaryota; Metazoa; Chordata; Aves; Passeriformes; Cinclidae. Gene Ontology annotation, biological process: protein sumoylation. The record is from RefSeq and is a predicted model, not a curated record. Bases 137 to 613 code for a protein of 158 amino acids. Gene Ontology annotation, cellular component: nucleus. The transcript is spliced from 7 exons.